This is a messenger RNA of Melanotaenia boesemani (Boeseman's rainbowfish), 3392 nucleotides long. RefSeq names its product cytospin-A. NCBI's taxonomy places the organism in Eukaryota, Metazoa, Chordata, Actinopteri, Atheriniformes, Melanotaeniidae. The record is from RefSeq and is a predicted model, not a curated record. Gene Ontology annotation, molecular function: protein binding. The transcript has 12 exons. The coding region runs from base 467 to 2209 and encodes 580 amino acids.
CAGGAAAGUCGAUGGCAUUGGGCAUCCAUUUUUAGAGUUCUCUUUGCUUUAUCGUUUCUUUUCUUCUAACAAGAUGUUUCCAGGAGUAAAAUGUUGCUUCAAUGAAACUUUGUUUAGUUGCAUUUCUCCAGCUCCAUAGGGAGGACGCGGCAAGGUUGCGCGCGCGCGUCGGGUUAAACAGCGUGAAGAAAGCAAAGCGCACAGUGGGAGGAGGUGGAGGAGAAGAAGGACUCAUGAGACACAGAUCUGAAGAUUUUGGGAGUUAAUUGUCCGCUUUCGGGGGGUUUGUAUUCACUUGUGUGGAUUAUCGAUGUAAAUACAUGAGUUUUUACGCAGGGGAAGAGGAAGUUAGUAACUUUUCUACACACUUUUUGAGUCACCACCACAGUGCCACUUUGGUCUAGGCUGAGUGAAAGGGAAACAACCACCUGCAGGGCGCAUUACUGGCCCAAACUGUUACUGCAGGAUGGGCAACUUUUCCACUAAGGACAGCCAUGGACCCACAGUGGUCCAUGUAGAGAGCUUCCACACUCCACCGUCUUCUCCACAGAGUGAUGGGGAUGGUUUGAUGCCCAUGGUUUCCCAGCUUCAACCUUCCCCUGCUUCAUCUCCAUCUCCAGCUCCAACACUAACCAUCGUAUCAUCCAGUGGGAAGAAAUCACAAAACAGCACCCCAACUUCUCCCAGCACUCCUAUUCCACCUCCUGACUGGAAGCCUCCUCAACCAGUCAGCCCAAACAACCCCACAGUUGGUCCUGGAGUUAACCCUGUGCACAAGAAUUCAAGAAGUACUGUCACAGGUGCAGGGCAAGCUUCCCUGGGGAGGAAUAGUAGUUCUGCAAUCUCUACACCAAGGACUUCAGUCUCCCAAGUUAAGAGUGUGGCCAUCAGUCCUAUAAAGAGUCCUUCCUCCGUGUUUAGCACCUCACCUCCAACCAGCUCUUCUGGGAAGAAGUGGAAAGAAAGAAGCAGUAGUCUAAGUCAGUCAAGUCUUCAAGACAAGGACACCCAGGGCAAGGAGUUGGUGGAGCUGUUGGAGGAGAGUAGAAGAACACUGGGUAUUACUGCCAGUCAGGAUGAGACCACAAGCACAACAGAGAUACUGAAGCAUCUGCUGACAGAAGUGAAGGGUUUAAAGAAUACUUUGCAGACGGAACGUGGGGAAUGGUUGCAGUUCCAGGCAGACCUCCAGGUUGCUGUGUCAGUAGCAGACCGUCUGAGAGCCGAGGCAGAGGAAGAGCUGGCGGCACUCAGAACUGCCCACAAAGACACUGAAAGGGAGCUGGCUGCUGCCCAGCAGAGACAGAAGGAGGCUGAUAUGCAGCUAGUCACCCUGCGAGGAGAGCUGAAAGAGAGCAAGCGAAGACUGGCUACACUCACCCAGGCUCCAUGUCAGGAACCAGGGAGACCCAGCGGAGAAUCCCACAAGUCUGAAAGCAAAGCUGGAACGGAAAGAGUAGGAGAAGGGGUGGAAAUUAGAAGUAUUGUUGGCGAGGAAGCAAGAAUAGACUCUAAAGGUGUGACCAAACGUUACCUGAGAAAUGUGACCAGUGAUGACAAAGACGUAGCAGAUGUGCGACCCAGUGAGACACGAAAGAUGGAGACCACGGAGGGGUCAAGAAGCCUAUCCAGAUUACCUUCCUCCUCAUCCUCUCUUACCAUGCAAAACGGGACGUCCCAGCCCAAUUCUGCUUCAACGCUUGGGCCUGCAAACAAGAACUUUGGGGAACUGAAGGAGCGAAGAAGUCUGGACUGGCAAGACAGCAAGUCGACUAACGGCACAGCAAGACGUGAGGAGUCAUUAAACAAGUACAACUCAGCCCUUACUGAAUUGCCACCCACCAAGUCCCAGGAUGGUUUCAACCUGCUGCUGCGUCGCCAUGGAGGCUCAAAGAGAAACUCGCUGCUCCGCUGGUGUCAGAGCCGAACCCAAGGCUACAAGAAUAUCGACAUUACCAACUUCAGCAGCAGCUGGGCUGAUGGUCUUGCUUUUUGUGCUGUCUACCACACCUACCUUCCCUCUCACAUCCCUUACAGCACUCUUGUUCCAGAGAAUAAAAAGGAGAAUCUCAGUCUGGCAUUUAGAACAGGAGAGACUGUAGGGAUUGCUCAGUCUCUGACUGUAGAGGAGAUGCUAAGGGCAGGCGGUCCUGACUGGCAGAGAGUCCUGAGCUACGUGGAGAGCAUGUAUCGUCACUUUGAGAUGUGACUGCGGGAGGCAAAGACGAGUCCAGAGUGGACACUAAAGGACUUUAAAGAGGGAAAUCCAAUGUUUUUAAUAAUAGUUCCAUGAAUACUAUCUUUUGGUGGAAAUAUAUGACAUUUAAAGCUACAGUUUGCAUCUUUCUGGCUUGAUUAAGUGCAGGAUCUCUUAGAAAUAACAGUAAACAAUGGCAAAAAGCCUGCAUAACCAAAGUACAGAAGCACAGAUGAUGUUCAGCUGUGCACAUUCUGGCCAUUUCCAUUUAUUUUUAAUGUAACUUAAGGGGAUGGUGGCUCAUGCAAUAAAAUGGGUUUAGUGCACUGUAUAUGCCAAGAGUAUCUACAGAAUGAUACAUACUUCUGGGAAGUGCAAAUAUAGAUUCAACCCAAGUAAGAAGGAAAAGGUAAGAAAGCAACACCACCAUUGCUUUUAAAAAAGAAAUUACAUAGUUUUAAAAAUAGUAAUGCUCAUCAAUCAAGUGCAAGUGAUUAAAAAGUGUCUAGCAGAGCCAUGUUAAUUUGCUGUAAAUGUCUCCACACUGAUAGUUCACUGGCAAAAAGUACUGUGUCACAUGUAAACCUGCCUGCAGUUCUUCACCUGCAUAUGGUUUUAACUGUCAAAACCAUUGCCUUUCACUUUUCUAUGAGAUGCCUUCAAAGGAGUCUGUAUUUUCUUGGAUCAUUUAGCACCCUGUAAAUAUGUACUUUUGCCAGCACUUUGUAGGAGUCGGGAUUUAACAGUGUAUAAAACAAAUGUCACAGAACUGCGGUAUUUAAAGGGCGGUAUUUAAAGGGCUCUGUGAAGGCGAGGCUGCAGUCUGCUGAGAAAUGACUUAUGGCUAGUCCAAGAUGAGAAUAGAUCAUCUGGUGAUGUCGUUCCAAAAGUGCCUUUAUGUAAUCACAAGUUGGCCAGCACUGUUUAGGUGCUUCAGGAUGUGAGCUGCAAGAAUUACCAUGAAGCAAAUGCAAAUGCAAGCCUAAACAAGUUUGUUUAUCCAGUUGCAACAUCAUCUGACCUCUUACCUGCAUCCUCACCGAUGCACAACUGGUACUGUUAGGGCAUGUUUAAUGCCGAGUUUGUUGCCAAAGCUGUGCAUGUCAAGUUAUGGACAUAAAUGCCUGACUGUAAAAUAUGUCGAUAUGUAACUAGUGUGAGAAAGUAUGCCAAAGCAAUAAACUGUUGAAAUGUU